AUGGAGAACUUCGAGGUGCGAGCAAAGUCGUUCACUAUCAAGUGGGUCAAUGCUCCAGACAAUUCCACCGUGAAAUGGGAAUUAAAACCGUUGAAACGAUCUGUCAACUUUGGAAUCUACGAAUACAGCAAAGCAGACUUCCCGGCCCCUUCGACGGCUCCGAACUCCUCGUCGACAACAUUAUCUGAGAAUUUGAGCCUCGACGAGGUCAACGAGGUCCCACACAAGAUGUUUGGAGUGUUGCAUCAGAAUCUACGCGAUUCUUUCGAGUCCCUUGCAUCUCAGAGUCAAGCCACCCCCUCGGCUCCCAAUGAUGCGUCCACAGGAUCACUUCCAAGACAAAAUACAGCGUUAUCCACAAGCUUUGAGAAGAGAAAACGAUCAGAAAGCGUUUCUUCUCUCCACGAUUCUCGCAAUCUUUUGGAAGAAAAAAUAGAUAAACACCUGGUGAAAAAAGAAUGGAUCGGAAGAUGCCAAGGAGAUGAGCUUGUUACAGGAACAUUUGAGGUGAGCUCCGGAUCCCUUUUUGCAUUUAUUUUCGACAAUACCUUCAGCAGACACAAAGCGAAAACAAUCAUGUUUAACCAAUACAUUGAAACGAACGGACAAGUUUAUCAGACAGCUGAAUCUCCACAGCCAUCACCUUCCUACCAGCUGAAUCCCAUAGCCGAGCAAAAGAGCGUGGACGAGACGGAGGUGUCAAGACCGCACGAGGCUGCCAGUGCGCCUGUUGGACACACCAACGGCGGAAUAAUCAACAGAAGGGCUUCUGUUGUCUCUGCGCCGCUACAAAAUCAUGUGAGAUUCAGCGUCCCCGAAAAUGAAAUAGCCUCCAAAUCAAAGAACGUGUCACUUUUGAGGGUAAAAGGCGGCCAAUACCUCCAGGGGUUUCUGCUCAAGAAAAAGCGCAGACGGGGAGGAGCAAAAAGCUUUGCUAGAAGGUACUUUGUUCUCAACUUCAAGUAUGGAGUGCUGGACUACUACUUCAACGACGUCACGAACCACGUCCGUGGUAACAUGUUCAUCAGGAACGUUGUGAUUUCAGCUGAUCCAAAGCAGCUGAUGAUGUUUCUGGAUUCUGGGAUUGAACAGUGGAUCUUGAAAGCAAUGAACCAGGAAGAUUUCAAGAUUUGGGUUCAAGCCUUCAACUUCAUCAAAAGACAGAACAAGUUCACGCAACAGAUGGACAUUCAGGAACACGAUGCGCUUCUCACCGCCUCUUCUCCUGGAGAAGCCCAGGAGGACAACAACAGGACUGAUUUUGAGGAUGAGGUCCGGGUUGGCCGAACGCUCUCAGUGAUAAAUCCUCAGUACAAGCUGGUGGAGCAAAAAAUAUCGCAGAUUAAGCAGAUGGCCGAAAGUCUCCAAGCACAGGCAAAGCAGCAGAAGAAAGGAAGCAUGGACAGAAGAGGGUCAUUUUUCCGCAAGAAGAACAAAAAAGAGCAGAGUGACGAUCAAUUCGACCAGGAAAGCAUAACUGGAUCAGUCACAGCCCCGAUGCCUGGCGGAUCUCUAUAUGAUAGCUUGGUUUCUGAAAUCAAAGAAUUGCAGGUGCAAUAUAUGUUGCUGGUCAACACAGAAACUAAUAGGGGAUUCAGCAGGCCUCCCCAAUCUCCAUCGAGGAGAACCCUUACGAGGACAAACACAGCUACCACCUCUGUCUUUUCCCAAGAGUUUUUUGAUGCACAGGAAUACAUUGAUGAAAUGAACCGUGGGGUCUACUUGGUCCAGUCUAGCGACGAGGACGAUAGCGAACACGAGAACAAGUACGACGACGCCAGCAUGUCGAACAUAUUUGACAAGCCGCCUUUCGGGCUCGCAAUGGAUAACGAUCUUUCGAACUCGACGUCUUCGUCGGAUGAGGACGACGGAGAUCAAAAGGGAUCGGCGAUUACGGCCGGGAGACGGUUUUCUGCUCGGGAGGACCUAUAUCCUUUGGAGCCCGGCAAAGUCGUGCAAUACAGGAAGGACAUAAAGGAGAGCCCGUGCGACCCUCCGUCCUUGAUUGGAUUUUUAAGGAAGAACAUUGGGAAAGACCUGUCUUCCAUAUCGAUGCCCGUUUCAGCCAACGAGCCGCUCUCCUUUUUACAGAAAUACUCAGAAAGCUUUGAGUACACGCACCUGUUGACAGAUGCAAUGAAAGCGCCCGUGGAGAGCGGUCAGCGAGUGCUACUGAUUGCAGCUUUUGCCGUGAGCUAUCUCUCCUCGUUGAGGGUAAAAAUCAGAAGCGUUAGAAAGCCAUUCAACCCGCUUCUUGGUGAAACUUUUGAGCUUGUGAGAAAUGACUUGGGAAUCAGACUAGUUGCCGAAAAAGUGGUUCAUAGACCUUUCAUAAUUGCCGCACAUGUCGAAUCCAAGGAUUGGACAGUUGACCACGUUCUCUCGCCUCAGCAGAAAUAUGGAGGCAAGUCUGCGGAAGUUUCCAUAAUAGGAGAGCUGACCUUGAGACUGAGCAACGGCGAGGUUUACAAAUGGAGCCAGCCUACGACGCUCCUCAAGAACCUCAUUGCUGGUGAAAAAUAUUCAGAGCCUUGUGCGUCCGUGACUGUGAGCUGCAGCAGUGGUUACAAAGCGACUGUGAAUUUCAAGGCAUCUGGAAUGUUUUCUGGACGCUCUGAGGAGCUGACUAUCAAGGCCUACGACGGUGCAGGCAACAAGCUGCCAAAAGAAGUGGUUGGUACGUGGACCGACAGUUUUCGAUACACCGACAAUGGAGAAUGCUUGUGGAAAGUUGGAAAUCUGGUGCCAGAUUACCAAAGAAAGUACGGAUUCACCGAAUUUGCAGCCAGUCUUAAUCAGAUCACCGAGAUCGAUGAGGGCUGCGCACCGACCGACUCCAGAUUGCGUCCAGACCAGCGCGAAUACGAAAACGGCGCCGUUGACGAGGCAGAGGAGCUAAAGCAGCAUUUGGAGGAAGAACAGAGGAAGAGAAGAAAAAACCCAGACGGAACAGACUCAGUGCAUGUACCGGCAUUUUUCCAGAAAGCUGGUGACGGCGACUACGAUUGGAGCUUCAUUGAAGGGGAGAACAGUUACUGGAAUCGCCGCAAGAGAAAUGAUUGGGAUGGCCUUGUGAAGCUGUGGUAG
This is a messenger RNA of Ogataea angusta, 3087 nucleotides long. RefSeq lists its product as uncharacterized. Lineage: Eukaryota; Fungi; Ascomycota; Pichiomycetes; Pichiales; Pichiaceae. Gene Ontology annotation, biological process: maintenance of cell polarity; exocytosis; piecemeal microautophagy of the nucleus. The record is from RefSeq and is a predicted model, not a curated record. Gene Ontology annotation, cellular component: perinuclear endoplasmic reticulum; intracellular membrane-bounded organelle; plasma membrane. The transcript has a single exon. Bases 1 to 3087 code for a protein of 1028 amino acids. Gene Ontology annotation, molecular function: sterol binding.